AUGAGCGCGCUCGUGACGGUCGCCACGUGUAAUUUGAACCAAUGGGCGCUGGACUUUGACGGCAACCUCGCGCGCAUCCUCGAGUCCAUUUACGUGGCCAAGAAACGUGGUGCGCGCUAUCGCGUGGGUCCAGAGCUCGAGGUCUGUGGCUACGGCUGCGAGGACCAUUUCCUCGAACAGGACACGUUCUUCCACUGCUGGCAGUCGCUCGAGACGCUCUUGCGCUCGGACGCGACGAUUGACAUUCUAUGCGACAUUGGCAUGCCCGUUAUGCACAACGGCGUGCGCUACAACUGCCGCGUGUUUUGCCUCAACCAGCGCAUCGUCUUGAUUCGCCCCAAGCUCUUUCUGGCGGACGAUGGCAACUACAGGGAGACGCGGUGGUUCACGACGUGGAAAUCGAAUGCGGGAAAAGCCACGCCAGACGGACUGGAGAAAUUUGUGCUGCCUCUGAGCUUGCAGCAGUUCACGAAGGCCGUGCACGUACCUUUUGGACCUGGUGCCGUGUCGAUGCUCGAUACCUCGUGCGCGUCCGAGGCGUGCGAGGAGCUUUUUACGCCUGGUAGUCCGCACAUUAACCUCGGCUUAGCAGGUGUAGAGAUUAUUGGCAACGGCUCCGGCUCGCACCAUCAGCUGCGGAAGCUUCACCAGCGCAUGGAUCUGAUUCGAGGAGCUACGACCAAAAGCGGUGGCGUGUACCUCUACGCCAAUCAACAAGGUUGCGACGGUGGUCGUCUGUACUAUGACGGCUGUGCUGUCAUUGUCGUGAAUGGACACGUUGUAGCGCAGGGCUCUCAGUUCUCAGUGAAGGAUGUCGAAGUCGUGACGGCUACUGUGGAUCUAGACGAUGUGCGGUCGUACCGUGGCUCGGUCAGUAGUCGGAGCGAGCAAGCAAGCUCACUGGAAACGGUCAUCACCAAAGUUGACGUCGCUUUCCGCUUGUGUCACGAUGAGACGUCGUUUGUCAAGCCUAAUACUGCUAUUGAAGUACGUUACCACGUGCCAGAAGAGGAGAUUGCACUCGGACCAGCGUGCUGGAUGUGGGAUUAUUUGCGACGAAGUGGGGGGAGUGGAUUUUUCUUACCAUUAUCGGGUGGUGCGGACUCGUCAUCUGUGGCGUGCAUUGUUGGUGUGAUGUGCCAUCUCGUGGUUGAGGCCGCUAACAAUGGUGACGAACAGGUUUUACAGGACGUGCAGCGGAUUACGGGUACCUCGGACCAACCGUAUGAGCCUUUGACGCCUGCUGAGCUGGCAUCACACGUUCUGCACACUACGUAUAUGGGAACAAAAAACAGCUCGACCGCCACUAAGAAACGUGCUGCAACACUAGCGAAAGAAAUUGGGUGCUACCAUCUUGACAUGUGUAUGGACAUGAUGGUGGAUGCCGUGGUCAGGACCUUUUCGCUUUUGACAGGUAAGACCCCUCAGUACCUUUCUCAAGGAGGAACCAUGCAAGAGGAUCUUGCGCUGCAGAACAUCCAGGCGCGCCUUCGAAUGGUAAUGGCUUACCUUCUUGCUCAGCUUUUGCCGUGGGUGCGUUCCAAGACUGGCUUUCUGCUUGUGCUCAGUUCCGGUAACGUAGAUGAAGCGUUGCGUGGGUACAUGACCAAGUACGAUUGCAGCAGUGGUGAUUUAAAUCCGAUUGGCGCCGUGUCGAAAUGUGACUUGAAGAAACUGCUUCGCUGGGCUGCUGUCCGAUAUUACUAUCCCACUCUGCAGACUGUUGAAGAGGCGCCUCCGACUGCGGAACUGCGUCCUACCGACGAGAAUGCUGAAGAAGAUGCUGAUCAUUCUCAGCUCGAUGAGGAAGACAUGGGCAUGACUUAUGACGAGCUAGGAUUUUUUGGUCGACUGCGGAAGAUUGACCGCUGCGGUCCUUACUGGAUGUUUCGCAAGCUUACGCACGUGUGGAAUUUCUUGACGCCCACUGUUGUGGCAACGAAGGUGAAGCGAUUUUUCUUCUACUACUCAAUCAACCGCCACAAGAUGACUACACUGACUCCAUCCUAUCACGCUGAGAACUACUCGCCCGACGACAACCGUUUUGACCUGCGCCCGUUUCUAUACAACUCGCGUUGGACGCGCCAGUUUGAUUCCAUCGAUACGCUUGCCGCAGAGCUAGAGGAGAAGAGGAAGCUGUGA
Messenger RNA from Peronospora matthiolae, 2142 nucleotides. Lineage: Eukaryota; Oomycota; Peronosporomycetes; Peronosporales; Peronosporaceae. The record is from the annotation of a GenBank genome assembly.